This is a messenger RNA of Trichoplax adhaerens, 723 nucleotides long. RefSeq lists its product as uncharacterized. Bases 1 to 723 code for a protein of 240 amino acids. The record is from RefSeq and is a predicted model, not a curated record. Gene Ontology annotation, molecular function: thiopurine S-methyltransferase activity. NCBI's taxonomy places the organism in Eukaryota, Metazoa, Placozoa, Uniplacotomia, Trichoplacea, Trichoplacidae. The transcript has a single exon.
AUGGCGCAACCAAUGACUGUUGAUGAAUUCAAUGAAUACGAUAGUUAUACAGUUCAAGAUUGGGAAAAGAUGUGGAAUGAUGGCCAAUUAGGCAGUAUGACGUCCAAAUUUCAUCCCAUGAUGGUUAAAUUCCAUGAGAUGAUUAUUCAAUCAGAUCGCCAUAAUCGUGUUUUUGUACCUUUAUGUGGUAACUCGUUGGAUUUAUUAUGGCUUGCUCGAAAAGGAUGCUCUGUGGUUGGCUCUGAAUGUGUCGCUUUUGCUUGCCAAAAUUUUUUCACCGAAAAUCAAAUACCUUAUGAGAUACGUGCUCUAGAUGGCAUUGAUGGCAACGUAUAUUGCAGUAAAGAUGAAAAGUUAGAUAUUAGAAUAUUUCAAUGCGAUCAUUACCAGUUGUCACCACGCAUUGUUGGUUAUCCAUUGGACAGCGUUUGGGACAGAGGAGCAUUUAAUUCGGUACCCAUGAAACGCAGAGCUGAAUAUGUGCAACAUAUGAGCACUUUAUUGACUAGUUCGGCUACUGUUUUAGUCGCAGUUUCAGAAUAUGAGAUUGUCAGUGAAGGCGAUGCAAAUCACGAUAUCCCUACUGCUGAAGAGGGUAUUUAUAUCGCUUUUAAGCCUCUAGCAAGUGUCGAACUCAUUGAACGCUCGAUUACUGAAAGACAUGAAUUUGAAAAUCAAGUCAUGGAAGUUGGCGAAAUUUUAUUCAAAGUUAAAUUUAAUUAA